Pyrus x bretschneideri (Chinese white pear) is the source of this 6650-nucleotide messenger RNA. Its product is annotated as putative disease resistance protein RGA3. NCBI's taxonomy places the organism in Eukaryota, Viridiplantae, Streptophyta, Magnoliopsida, Rosales, Rosaceae. The transcript has 15 exons. Gene Ontology annotation, molecular function: ADP binding. The coding region runs from base 2630 to 5641 and encodes 1003 amino acids. Gene Ontology annotation, biological process: defense response to other organism. The record is from RefSeq and is a predicted model, not a curated record.
AAAGAUGAGAGGUGGAGGAGGAUCGGGAAGAAACGAAAAGAAGGGAAAGGAGUAGAAGGGGGGGAAAGAAACUUCUCCUUCUUCCUCCUUCACUCACGGGAUCCCUUUGAAACUAUUUUCAUCAUAAUUUCCUCAUACGAUAAUGAAAUCACAUGAGGUCGGAAGCUAUAGUUUCGUAGCGAGGCCGUCUUCAAUGUUACCAUACCCACCCUUUGAAAACCAUUGUAUAAAGAAAACGAGGUCCAAACAUAUUGACGUGUUCCGGCGACUUUUCUCUGUUUUCGGGCAAUCCCGCUGGAAUCUGGCUCGACCCAAGUGAAAAUAAUGAUUCUCCCCUCGUGGGGUCUCCUCUAGCGAAAUUGGGUUAAAUUGCCCUUGACCAAAAAAAUGAUGGUCCGUUGGUGCCAAAUUGGGCAGGCAAUUGGUGGGCUCCAAGAAGCUCGUUGAACUUCCUUUGUAGCCUGUUGGCAAUAAGUAACGACGGGCCUGACGUCAAGUAACUGACCUUAACCCCGUGCACCAAAGUGAACCAAACGGCUCCAAUUUGGGCGCCCCACAGCUGUUGGAUUCGCUACAGUUUGUUGAUCUGGACCAUUACAUUUCAAACGAUAAAAGAAAUUUAAAAGAUGAUGUUGUGCCAUGUGGCAUUUUGUGGCGUACUUGAUAUUAAAAUUUUGAAAAAUUCAACGGUCAGGAUUAAUCCCAUGGUAAAAAAUCCAAAAAAAAUUUACAACAUAAAAUAUCUAAAAAACUUACAAAGUUCACGCUUAAACAAAAAUCUAAGCUGAUAUUACUAAUAGAUAAUGACACGUGGUGUGAUGAAAGUGGUUGAAAAUGGAAAAGUAUCCUCUUCGGCUCCCUUCCACCUAAUUCACCAAGUUCAAAGAUCCGGGUCGUUGAAAUUUGAUCCAACAACUACAACUAGGAUCCACUAUAAAAACUAUAAUAGAUUGGAUCAAAUUUCAAGGCCCGGAUCCGAACUUGUGAAUUUGGUGGAAGGGAUCCGGAGUCCUUUCCGUUGAAAAUCUCAUCGCCUCUCCUUUCAGCUCUUCAAGGAAAACCCACUUCUUGGGCCGUUUUCAACCACAUAAAGCUUCACUCUUUUGUUAGUUUCUAUGUUUAAAAUUGUUGGGGUUUGCAGUUUUGGAUUGAAAUUUGUGUUUUUGGGAUUUGUUGGGUGCUCGCAUGUGGAAAUUUGGAAAAUUUUAGUUGUGGAUUGUGGGGAACUGACGCAGUGGCGGUCCCACUUCAUGUUAGAAAAGGUGGGUUCUCUAGACGCGCAGAGAGUGGUUCAUCAACACCAAGGAUGGCGGCUGAUCUCAGAUCUCAUGUAUGUGGUUACAUGCUGGAGUUUUCCAUGUGCUUGCCAAUGUGCUGAGUCUUGUAUUCAUUGGAAUUCGGCUUGAGCAAGAAUUUGGAUUUGGUAUGCAUCUGGAUUUUUAGCUUCAUGUAUGUUAUCAUGCAUGUAUGGCUACAUCCAUAAGUGUUUGUAGUAAAAGAUAAAGCACACGAUAUAAGUUGUAGAAUAAUAAAUUAGUUACCAAGUGCAAAACUUUUUUCAUAAAUCUAGAAGAUGGCUUUAGCUACCUUGCGAUUAAUCUACAGAGGAUUUCUAUGCAUUUGUUUAUUGAAUUGUAAUCCUAGAGUAGUGGUCAUGUAGUGCUGGUUGCAUUAUAACUUACACCAGUAUGUUGUUUGGUUUGAUGGAAACAAGAGGACGUUUUAUUCAGCGGUGAGCAAAGAAAAGAGUUUAUACACUGAAAAUGGGGUUCAAACUUUAGUUUUAGACAUAGUAUUCCAUUUUACAGAAUAAAAUUGCUUGAAACAGAAGCUGAGAGAUUAUUUCAGUUUCCAUCACAUCUGUGGGAACAACGAUUGUUUUAGAUAUCCUGUACAUGUAGACGUGGCGCCUCAUUUUGAAAUGUUUCAAGAUGCCGUCUAUUUGAAAAGAUUGAAAAAAUAAUAGUUUGAUGCGGAUCUACAUCAUGUACAGUUGUUUUGAUGAACUGUUUUAACUAAUUGGUUUGAAAUUCUAAUGUUUUUCGAAUUUGUUCUUCGGCAGUUUGAAUUGGUUUCCAAUAUCUCAUGUCUGGUUUUGGUGGGAGUUUGCUUUCAGCUCUUUUUAUUCAAUAUGGUAUUUCUGUUGGUGCUUCUGGUGCACUUUUUGGUUUACUAGGAAGCAUGCUUUCAGAGCUCACAUCAAAUUGGACAAUGUAUGUAAAUAAGUUAGCAGCAUUGCUUACUCUCCUUUUCAUCAUCAUAAUAACUUAGCAGUGGGAAUUCUACCACAUGUGGACAACUUUGCUCAUAUUGGAGGAUUUGUCUCCGGAUUUCUUCUUGGAUUUUUGUUUUUGAUCCACCCCCAGUUUAAAUGGCUUACCCAACAGAAUGCUCCCCCUGGACGUGUUACUACUCCAGUUAAAUCUAAACACAAGACGUAUCAAUAUGUAUUGUGGGUCCUCUGUUUGAUACUAUUGAUUGUUGGGUAUACUCUUGGCUUGGUAACUCUUUUUCGAGGGGUUAAUCUAAACAACCACUGUUCCUAGUGUCAUUACUUGAGCUGUGUCCCUACAUCAAAAUGGAAUUUCGAGCCAGAUAGGGAAUCAGCUGAACUUAACGUGCGUAAGCAAUGGUAGAAAUGGAACAUAUUCAUUGUCGGAUCCCAGCCCCUCGUGGACUCAGCAGCUAUAUGCUGAGCUUUGCAGUUGACCAUACAUGUACAGAUUUCAGAUUUGAUAGAAUGUUGAUUGAUAUGCUUCAUUCUUGUAACGGGAUCAUUUUCAUGCUACUGGGUCGGCUGGCUUCAAUAGCUUAUGAAUAUGUGGACGGAGAGGUGAAACAUGUUUUGGAUGCCAAGAAAGAUAUUGAAGAAUUUGCUGACAAUCUCAAAGCUAUUCAAGCUGUUCUCGAAGAUGCGGAGCAAAGGCAAGUGAAGGAGGCCAGCGUGAGGAUCUGGUUAGAUCAGCUCAAAGACAUAUCCUUUGAGAUGGUGGACGUGCUGGACAAGUGGAACACUGACAUGCUGAGACAACAGGUUGAGAAGCAAGAACGAGAAAGUGAAGAUGCUCUUGUUCCAAACAACAACAAGAAGAAGGUAACUCUCUCUGUUUCCCCUAGCUGCUUUUGUUUUGGCAAAGUCAGACGGGUAAUUUUCCGUCGUGACAUUGCGCGUAAGAUAAAAGAUUUGAAUGGUAGGCUAAGUGCGAUUGAUGAGCAAAGAAAAAGGCAUGAGUUUCAACACAUAGAAAGAGGCAUUCAACAAUUACCUGAACGGCAGAAGACUUCGUCCUUCGUUGUCAUGUCAGAGGUAUUUGGUCGAGAAAAAGAAAAAGACAUUUUGAUAACAAAGUUGUUGAGUGAUGGUGGAAAAGAUCGAAGGGGGCUCCUUAUCAUCCCUAUUCUAGGAAUGGGCGGAAUGGGGAAGACAACUCUAGCCCAACUAGUUUAUAACGAUAGCAAGGUUAAAUCCCACUUUGAAAAGAGAGUGUGGGUUUGUGUCUCGGACCCUUUUGAUGAGAUUAAGAUUGCCAAAUCCAUAAGUGGUGAUGGUGCCCCAAGUUCAAAUGAGUUGGACUAUGUCUUGCAGUGCAUGUCAAGAUCUAUCGAGGGCAAAAGGUUUCUCCUUGUCCUAGAUGAUGUGUGGAGCCACGAUAGUGAAAAGUGGGAACAAUUAAGGGCACCACUAAUACAAAGUGGUGCUCAUGGCAGUAGAAUAUUGGUGACCACAAGAAAGCAUGAGGUUGUUGAUAUGAUGAGAGCAACAAGUGACAUGAUUAGUUUGGGAGGGUUGAGCGAAGGAUAUUGUUUAUCAAUCUUCAAUCACAUGGCGUUUGCUGAUAGAGAAGUUGGUGAGUCUAAAGCGUUUGAAGAUAUUAGUAAGAAAAUUGUGGAAAAAUGUAAGGGUUUGCCUCUUGCCUCAAAAGCUUUAGGCAGUCUCAUGCACAAUAAGAGAACAAGGCGGGAAUGGCUAGAUGUUUUGAAUAGCAAGAUAUGGGAUCGAGAAGAGGUGGAGCAAAAAGUUUUCCUACCAUUAUUACUAAGUUAUUAUGAUUUGGCCCCAUCAAUCAAAUGUUGCCUUUUGUAUUGUGCUAGUUUUCCUAAAGAUUUUGAGUUUGAGAGAGAAUAUUUGAUUAAUCUUUGGAUGGCACAAGAUUAUCUUAAUUCAAAAGGGAAUAAAGAUAAGGGAGAAAUUGGUGAAGCAUUUUUUGAUAACUUAGUUGCACGAUCUUUUUUCCAAGAUUUGGUGAAAGAUAGUGUUAGUGGUAAAGUUAUAGGUUGCAAAAUGCAUGAUAUUGUUCAUGACUUUGUGCAAUCUCUCAACAAGAACGAAUGUUUGAUCAUGGAUGUUGAGGGUGUUGGCAAUGAAGUAAAGGUUUUGGGUGAAAAGGUUCGUCAUUUGACCUUAAGGUUGAAACGUGGUGAGCCACUCCCACCUUCUAUUGCAUAUUACAAUUGCAAAAAUUUACGUACACUCACAAGAAUCUCGAACUCGAGGUAUGGUUCAACUAUUUCUACGAUAGACUCAAAUUUCAUUUUGCAACUAAAAUGUCUUAGGACAUUAAAUUUGCGUAAAAAUGGCAUAAUUGAAGUCCCAAAGGAAAUUGGUGAAUUGGUACAUUUGAGGCAUAUUGAUUUGUCAUGGAAUGAUGGUUUGAAGAUAUUGCCAGACAGUAUAUGUGAGUUGUACAAUUUGUAUACCUUGCGCCUAAAUUAUUGCAGGUCACUUGAAAAACUACCAGAUAACAUGGGGAAGUUGAUUAGCUUAAAGCACCUUUAUGUUUUUGGCUGUGAUAUGCUGGAGUACUUGCCAAAAGGGAUUCGGAGACUACAAAAAUUGAGAACAAUUGAAGCGUGUGUUGUGGUUUGUGAUGAAGAUGAGGACAAAGAAGCAUUACAAGUGGGAGAUCUGAGAGACAUGAACCUUGAGGGCCGUCUCAGCAUAAUAUUAAAGGGGAAUGUGAAAGAUGAGAGAGAGCUUGAGAAAGCACAAUUGUGGCACAUGAAGCAACUCUUUCAUCUCGGAAUUAAUUCUUACUAUGUCCAAUACAAGCAGACAUCAAGCACCGUUGAAAUACUGAAUCUUUUACGACCGCACGAAAAUCUGGAAUCUUUAAGCAUUCGUGUGCAUUCAGGCGCCAAAUGCCCCAAUUGGAUGAUGUCUUUGAACAACUUAAAAAUCAUCUUUCUAUCUGGAUGGAGUGAAUGCAAGUUUUUGCCUCCCCUUGGGAAAUUGCCAUACCUUGCAAAACUGACUAUAGUGCUAAUGAUGAAGGUGAAAAAGGUUGGUGGUGAAUUUUUGGGAGUAGACCAAGAUGAAACGUCAGUGAAAUCAUCAUCAUACUCAUUUUUCCCAAAGUUGAAAGAACUCGAAAUUGCCUACAUGGAAGCGUUGGAAGAGUGGGAAGUAGGUGUGGAAGGUUGGAACAAAGAGGAUUCUGAAAUUUCAAUCAUGCCAUGCCUUUCCUCCUUAGAAGUUCGUGAGUGCCAUCACAUAAAAACGCUGCCAGACUUCCUUUGCAACACUCCACUGCAGGAUCUUACCAUUUACAAAUGUUCGACGCUUUCUAAGCGUUGUGAACAAGGCAGUGGAGAAGAGUGGCCCAAGAUUUCUCACAUCCCAAACAUCAAAAUCAACAUUUGACUUCUCAUAAUUCAUAUGAUCUUCAAAGGACAUGAGCAAUGCGGAUCAAGUGGUGACUCGCGAGGUAGGCAUAUAUAUUAACCUCUUUGGAAAGGAAAUUAUUCAUCUGCACGUACCGAAUUCGAUAUCAAGUUUGCACGGCACACGGAUUUGCUUAUCUCAGUUGCUCAAGUUUUCGCAGAGCGGAUGGGAGCCAAAUUAAGGAGUCUCGUGCCUCGGAUGGGUGGGGAUCAUGGUGAUAAAGCUCGCGUGAUUCAGACGAUUCUGUUUAUGUCAGCAAUAAAAUGAUUCAAACAUUCCUCGGAACAAGGCUUCAAACGGUGAUGACUGCGUCAUUUGCUUUUACCCUGCAGGUGUUGUCAAUCAUCAAUGAUUACUCUGAUCGGCAUUUUAGAAGUGAACAUGAGAGAUUUUGAGGUCACAAUGAGAACGAUCCAGGGAUCUCUUGUUGUAUCUUCCUUCCUCAACAGCUUCAUUCGGUUUAGCUUGAAUGGUCAUUUUCUGCUGUCCUCACCGAGGCUGGUGCUUAUAACACUGCUAAACAGCAAACUAUUUAAACAAAGUUGCCGUACAGAACGCUCUUUCCUUAUGUCAUCCGCUCCUUGGAUUCCCAUACCCGUUUCAGUGGGGUGCAUGUCUUUGGGAUGAUGGGAGCAGCAAUUGUUAAAUCUGCAGAGCAGCACGGCUUUCAGGUGCUACACCUCCUCCAGCAAGUGUAGUGAGCCAGACUACUGACCUGCAGGUUGUUGGCAUGCUGCUUGAAGGAAUUUUUGGUGAUGCUGUCGGUACCACUGCAUCUGUUGAAAAUAUUGGCUUGCUUGGAUUGACACACAUAGGGUAGGGAGCAGGAGUGUGAUGCAGAUUUCAACUGGUUUCAUGUUCUUCUCUAUAUUUGGUUCGUUCUUUCCUUCUGUUUGACAUGUCACACUGUGGGGUUACCGCAUUGUGUUUUGACAGUGUUAAUUUUACGUUUUUGAGGGAAGUUUGGCGCACUCUUUGCAUCGAUUCC